This is a messenger RNA of Nestor notabilis (Kea), 1626 nucleotides long. Its product is annotated as alsin-like. The transcript is spliced from 13 exons. NCBI's taxonomy places the organism in Eukaryota, Metazoa, Chordata, Aves, Psittaciformes, Psittacidae. The record is from RefSeq and is a predicted model, not a curated record. The coding region runs from base 5 to 1447 and encodes 480 amino acids.
GGGAAUGUGGCAAGAUGAUGUUUGCCAAGGCAAUGGUGUUGUGGUUACUCAGUUUGGAUUGUAUUAUGAGGGAGCCUUCAGCAUGAACAAAAUGAUGGGGACUGGAAUUCUGCUUUCUGAGGAUGAUACAAUCUAUGAGGGGGAAUUUUCAGAUAACUGGACUCUGAGCGGGAAGGGAACUCUGACCUUGCCAAAUGGAGAUUAUAUUGAAGGUCUCUUCAGUGGAGAGUGGGGAUCUGGGAUAAAAAUCACAGGAACUUACUUCAAACCUAGCUUGUAUGAGAAUGAGAAGGACAAACCUAAAGCAUUGCGGAAACUUGGGAUUCUGGCAGUGCCUGCUGAUGAAAAAUGGAAGGCAGUAUUUGAAGAAUGCUGGAACCAGCUUGGUUGUGAGAGCCCAGGCCAGGGGGACAGAUGGAAGGCUUGGGACAACAUUGCGGUGGCCUUGACCACCAACCGGCGGCAACACAAAGACAGCCCAGAAUUACUGAGCCGUUCACAUACUCAGACACUGGAAAGUCUGGAGUUCAUUCCACAACACAUUGGUGCCUUCACCCUGGAAAAAUAUGAAAAUAUAAAAAAAUAUUUGAUAAAGGCUUGUGAUACUCCACUCCAUCCAUUGGGCAAGCUGGUGGAAACACUGGUAGCUGUCUACAGAAUGACUUAUGUUGGAGUUGGAGCUAAUCGGCGAUUACUGCAGGAGGCUGUAAGAGAGAUAAAGUCCUACCUCAAACGCAUCUUCCAACUGGUUAGGUUCUUGUUCCCUGAUCUUCCGGAAGAGGGCAGCACAAUUCCAUUUGUGGCGACAGAGACAAAAGGGAGGCGGUCAUUUUGCAGUGGAAAAUCUGACUCGAGAUCAGAAUCUCCUGAGCCAGGCUAUGUGGUAACCAGUUUUGGGUUGCUGCUCCCUGUAUUACUGCCACGACUCUAUCCUCCUCUGUUUAUGUUGUAUGCCUUAGACAACGAGCGUGAGGAAGAUAUUUACUGGGAAUGUGUUUUACGUCUAAACAAACAAACUGAUAUGGCUCUCCUGAGUUUUCUUGGAGUGCAAGCGAAAUUCUGGCCAGGAACUGUAUCCAUCCUUGGAGAGAUUAGAAAGGUAUCAUCAAAUACAAAAGAUGCCUGCUUUGCCUCUGCAGUUGAAUGUUUACAGCAAAUCAGUACCACGUUCACCCCAGCUGACAAGUUGAAGGUGAUCCAGCAGACUUUUGAAGAGAUCUCUCAGAAUGUACUUGAGACUCUUCAGGAAGAUUUUCUGUGGUCCAUGGAUGACUUAUUUCCUGUUUUUCUUUAUGUGGUGCUACGAGCCAGGAUAAGGAAUUUGGGGUCUGAGGUGCACUUAAUCGAAGACUUGAUGGAUCCUUAUCUGCAGCAUGGGGAGCAAGGCAUCAUGUUCACUACCUUGAAGGCAUGUUACUACCAGAUUCAACAUGAAAAGCUUACCUAGACCGUCGUUUAUGACCUGGCUCUGUGGAAUAAUCUACUCUGUGGAACUUCACUAAUACCCACUUUCUUCCCUGAAAUGGCACUUAAAAAAUACUCCGUUACAUUCUUUUGUUACAGAUGAAAAUACUCAGUUGUUUCUUCUGAACUUUCAGUUUUAAGAUUGGAAAACUGCAGCCAGAG